Messenger RNA from Babesia microti strain RI, 2553 nucleotides. Its product is annotated as protein transport protein SEC24. Gene Ontology annotation, cellular component: COPII vesicle coat; endoplasmic reticulum exit site. Gene Ontology annotation, molecular function: zinc ion binding; SNARE binding. Bases 1 to 2553 code for a protein of 850 amino acids. The transcript is spliced from 12 exons. Lineage: Eukaryota; Apicomplexa; Aconoidasida; Piroplasmida; Babesiidae. The record is from RefSeq and is a predicted model, not a curated record. Gene Ontology annotation, biological process: endoplasmic reticulum to Golgi vesicle-mediated transport; COPII-coated vesicle cargo loading; intracellular protein transport.
AUGUCCUCAAAUCGUAAACCUGCUAGUAGCCCUUUUGGUCAACCGCCGGCUGCCUCGCCAUUUCUCAAUCAGUCAUUCCAUCGUUCACUAUCAAAAUCUGCUCCACCACUCACGGAUCAACCAACAAAUCAGAUCACAUGUCAUCAAACUUUGGCCCAUGGACAGACUGCUGGGUAUGGGCAAACUGUUAGCAGUAACUUCUCCUCAAGGUUAAACUGUGUGUCACAGGAAGAUAGACAAAAGGAACUCGGUUUAGUGAACGCAAACAAGGCCUUCAUACGCACAACUUGUGGUCUCUUCCCCUCCAGCACCAAUUUGAUCCAAAAGGCAAAUAUUCCAGUGGGAGCGGUUAUCACGCCUAUGGCCCCCAUUGAAACGAAUGUUCCAGUAGUGUCCCAUGGCAAUUCAUUAGUAAUACGCUGCAAAUUAUGUCGUACAUACAUUAACCCUUUUAUCAAGGUGAAAGGAAAUGGUUCUUGGUGGCUCUGCAAUAUGUGCGGGGUAUCUAAUGAGACGCCCGAACAGUAUAUCCACCUACUAGCUAAGCAAGCUAGCCAACCUGACACAAUACCAUGCGAUGAGGACCCAUUGGGAAUUCUGAAUGGAUCAGUUGAGUUUGUCGCCUCGGUUGAUUACAUGGUCAGGCCACCCCAACCUCCGACCUUUAUGUUCGUUAUUGAUGUUUCGGCACCAGCCGUACAGUCUGGAAUGCUUGAGCUUGUAUGUAAUGUAAUUAAGAAUGCGCUUAGCGAUAAACAUACCCAUGGUUCGCACAACAAUAGGACCUUAGUGGGCAUAAUAACAUACGACUCUAGUGUACACUUUUACGAUUUGAAUGCGGGCAAUAAGACGGCAAAGAUGCUAGUCAUAUCGGAUUUGGAAGACAUGUUUUUGCCAUUGCCUCGGGACAUUCUGGUUAACCUAUCCGAAUCCUAUAAGGUUAUUGAAGGUUUAUUGGACAAUUUACCCAGUACCUGGAAGGACACUAAAAUCUCGGGGAAUUGCAUGGGUUCAGCAAUUAGUGCUGCCCAUUUAGCUUUGAGACAGAUUGGGGGACAAAUGUGCGUUUUCACAUCCUUGCCUCCCACUCUAGGCGAAUAUUUUAGCAAGGUUUCUUACAAGGAAUCCCAGUCUAAUUCCUUAGUUUCAACAUUCAGAGAUUUUUGUACAACCCUAAGCCAAUCAAAUAUUUCAAUUGAACUGUUCGUCUGUACUUCCCAGCCCGUGGAUAUUACUACUCUACAGACUUUGACCGACCAGACUGCUGGGAGCAUCCACUACUAUCCGUCUAAGACUCAUCACUACAAUUAUAAGCUUAGGAACGAGUUGUACCACGUUUUAACUAGGGAAACUGGGUGGGAAGCGGUGAUGAGAGUGAGAGUCAGCAAAGGGUGGAAGAUUACUAAUUGGUUUGGACAUUACUAUUUGCGUGGGUCUGACCUCCUGGUGUUGCCUACAUGCCACUCGGACCAGACCUUCUCUAUUACUUUUGACAUACAAGAAAAUGUUACUCAGGAGUCAAUAGCUUAUUUCCAAUCGGCAUUGCUUUAUACAAAUUCAGAUGGUGAACGAAGAAUACGCGUGCACAAUUUUGCUGUGCCUGUAACGGAUAACUACAAUGAAUUUGUGAAGACUUUGGACCCAGAGGCCUGCAUGGCACUUUUAUGUCACCAAUCGAUCCAGACAGCCAAAAAUGGCAGAUUAGCUGAUGGGCGUAACUUUUUACAAUCUUCGUGCUCCAAAAUUUGCCAGCAGCAAGCGGGAGGGAUCACUGAACAAACGAAAAUGUUGGCUAUGUAUAGUUUGGGUCUGCUUAAAAGCGUUGUGUUUAGGGAGACAAAGGACGUAACGCCAGAUUUGCGUAGCUAUCAUUGGUCAAGGUUACAGUCACUUCCUGUGGACUUUGUGGCGGCUUUUUGUUACCCCCCCCUUUAUCCACUACAUGAUUUGAAUGCCUUGGAUUCUGCUGAAAGUAUGGCCGGUAUAUUGCCGGAGAAACUGAGCCUAAGUCACGAAAACCUGUCGCAGGAUGGAGCAUAUCUACUCGAAGAUGGUGAAUCCAUGUACCUGUGGAUAGGGAGGGCUAUAAACUCGCAAUGGUUACAAUCAGUGUUUGGCGUACAUACAAUUGAGAAUCUGCAUCCUGAAUCUGCUGUUUCUUAUAUUGGUUCGGGGGGUAGUACCUUGGGCGUCAAAAUACAAAACAUAAUUAGAACACUGCGCAAUUAUAGGUCUUCGUAUAUGCCACUGAACAUUAUAAGGCAGGGUGAUCCUAUGGAGUUUAAAUUUUACGCGUUCCUGGUGGACGAUAAGUCGCAGGCGCUGAUGCUGACACUGAGCGAGUUUAUUGAUAAAAUUGCCCCCAAAUCUCCGCUAAAUUUUCAGACAUCUGUCUCACAGCCAAUGCUGCAGCAUAUGCCAUCUCCAGAUCCAUAUCGAUUCGGAUUCUCUAGUGCUCCCCCACAACCAGGCAAGCCAGGACCAAUGGGCAGUGGAUACGGGCCACCCCCAAAAUUUGCUCCUCCACCCCCUCCACAAAAAUUCAACUCAUAA